AUGGGGAAACACAGACCGAUUGUGGCAAGAUUUAUCCACCAUGCUGACCUUGUAACUGUUAAGAGGAAAUCAUACAUGCUUAAAGGUAAGAGCUAUGGUAUCAACGAACAAUAUCCGCAAGUUAUAGAGGCCAAGCAAAGAACUCUAUAUCCAAUCAUGAAAGAAUUCAGAGAAAAGGGGCAUAAAGUUAGACUUAUAAGGGAUAGAUUAUAUAUAAAUGAUAUCUUGUACAGUGAAAACGAACAAUUUUCAGAUAACCUGAUAACAGACAGGCCAAACGCUUGUUGGAUUGAUGAGAGAGAUGACAUAGGCAUUGAGGGUUACACUGCAUCUAUAUAUCCGAGAAAGACUGGAAAAGGCGGUGGAACUGUUAUAUUUAUUAGCAAUAGUAUUAUAGAUAAUUGUUCUAUUAUAAAGAAUGUACAUGAUUGCAUUGUUGUUGUAAAGAUAGUGUCACAUAAUCUCGAAAUCCCAAGUAUUAUUCUCAUAGCCUGUUAUUUUCCCCCACAAGGCAGUGUAUUUUACGACAAUCAGGAUUUCGAUCCCUUUGUCGAGUUGCAAGAUUUAAUAAUUGAAUUCAGUUGUGAUAAUAAUAUUUUAAUGGUCGUCGGCGAUUUGAAUAGUAGGACAUUUGUUAAUGAUGAUUUUAUCCAACAUGAUAAGAUGAAUCCAAAUUCAGAAUUGAUAGGCGAAUUUUGUAAUAUGUAUGAACCUGACAGUUUAGAGAAUUUAUGCUGUAGAAAGAAUAUGGAUAAUGUUGUAAAUAGUUAUGGAAGAAUGCUUUUAUCAUUAUGUAUAAUGACUGGAAUGAGAAUUGUAAAUGGGAGAUUAAAUGGCGACAGGGAAGGCAACUUUACAUUUUGUAGCUCUAAAGGAUCUGGCCUAAUUGAUUAUCUCAUUUUACGUAGUAAUCACUUCAAUUUGCUGAGUCAAUUUAGUACUGGUUCAUUUACUGAGUUUUCUGACCACUCUCCAUUAUGUUUUAAAAUCAAUUUCCAUGUUGUUUUUAAGCCAAAAUGUCUGAGUUCUGAUAUAGUUUUAACCAAAUGGAAUGACAGUAAGAGGGAAGAUAUAAAAUUGGUACUGAAAGAGUCAAUGAACCAAAUUUUAACGUCAGUAACCAUUGAUAAUAAUUCACAAACAAACGUUGAUCAAAUAGUUGAUACCUUCUCAGUGAGGGUAAGUGAGCUACUUUCACCAUACAAUCGCAAAGUAAGUAGUAUUAAAAGGUCAAGUAAACUCCGGAAAACUGUCGAUAAACCUUGGUUCAAUGACUUAUGUAAAUCUUAUUAUGUAACAUACAAGUCAGCUCUUAAGACAUUUAAUAAGAAGAAAUCAGUAAUUAAUCGAAUCAAUUUAACUGAAUGCCGACAAAGAUAUAAAAAGUUUGAAAUGAAGUUAAAAAACAAUUACUUAAGUCAUCAAGGCAAUAUGUUAGACUUAUUAAGAAUGCAUAACCCCAAAAAAAUUCCACAAGCUAUUUAA
Molecule: messenger RNA, 1485 nt
Organism: Lottia gigantea (owl limpet)
Lineage: Eukaryota; Metazoa; Mollusca; Gastropoda; Lottiidae
Exons: 2
Coding region: 1-1485 (494 amino acids)
Source: RefSeq, a predicted model, not a curated record